AAAGACGAGACGGGUCUAAGUCAUUGGAGCUCACCGGGGAAGUAGCGCGCCCAGCUGCCACGGUAAACGCUAGCAUCGCAAAUAGCUUAAAAGUAAGUACAGUACCCUCCAGGUUAAUAAGAGGGCUCCGCAUAUGCCCCAGCUUAGAUGUGGGUUCAUGACCCUUACAGCAGAAGCGGAGCAUCUGGCUGGCUGGCUCGCGCUGGCUUGGUUGCUUGGUUGCUUCCAUGGGAUGGAUGCCGUUGUGAGCGGCCAACGCCAAUUGGAGCGGCAUUGGACACGAAAACUCGAGGCGUCGGGAAGGGCGGUCGGUGAAGCUUGUUGGAAACCUAAGCCAAACGGACGAGAAGAGACAGACUCUGGGCGCGCCGGAUGGGCUGCCGCUCCCGUCCAAAAGGAACGGGUAUUCCAGGGGUCUCUGGGGUUGUGUCUCUCUCACAUGGCGGGAGCUUCUUACAGCGAGGCCAAGAAACACGGCAGACAGGUGAGGUGUGAAUAUACCUCACUGUACCUGGCCUGGGUACUGGGCAGCUAAGAUUCGGCAUGUAGGUUGCAUGUACCUCAGGUAGGUUCUGAGAGAAGUAGGUAAGGUAGGUACAUACAAGACUUACUUCACAGUAUUAUAUGGUAUGUACCUCCCAAGGACCUGAGGAAGAGCGACAGCCAUC
Molecule: messenger RNA, 668 nt
Organism: Lasiosphaeria miniovina
Lineage: Eukaryota; Fungi; Ascomycota; Sordariomycetes; Sordariales; Lasiosphaeriaceae
Exons: 1
Coding region: 134-535 (133 amino acids)
Source: RefSeq, a predicted model, not a curated record